CGCCUCCCUUCCUCCAUUUGCUUUUCUAUAUUUCGGUCCUCGCUGAGAGGUCUUUAGCUUUCCUGUGAGCUGAACAUCCGCAUCGAGCACGCCCCAUCAUUCCGUCGAACGAACACCAUUGGCAUUGUUGCAGAAAGCUAGCUUCUUUUGCUUCUGCAUGGGGCUCUGGUCAUCAUUUCAUCCACGGCUUCACUUUUCUACGAAAAAAGUAGACAGCAACAAUAGCUUGCCCAGUGCUUGCGGAAAGAUAUAGCUUCUUGAAGUUCAUCUAGACUGGUUCGCGAGCAAUCCCCAUUCGAUUCUGAUUUCAGAAGAACAGAGGAGGAGGAGGAGAUGAUAUCGGCGGUGGACCUUUACCACGUGCUGACGGCGGUGGUGCCGCUUUACGUGGCGAUGAUCCUGGCGUACGGUUCGGUGAAGUGGUGGCGGAUCUUUACCCCCGACCAGUGCUCGGGGAUCAACCGCUUCGUGGCACUCUUCGCCGUGCCGCUGCUCUCCUUCCACUUCAUCUCGACCAACAACCCCUACGCCAUGAACUACCGCUUCAUCGCGGCAGACACGCUGCAGAAGCUGAUCGUGCUGGCCGUGCUGGCGGCAUGGGCGAAGUUGAGCGUCCGCGGCUGUCUCGAGUGGGCCAUCACCCUCUUCUCCCUCGCCACGCUCCCCAACACGCUGGUGAUGGGCAUUCCCCUCCUCAAGGGAAUGUACGGACCAGAUUCCGGCAGUCUCAUGGUCCAGAUCGUCGUUCUUCAGUGCAUCAUCUGGUACACCCUCAUGCUCUUCCUCUUCGAGUACAGGGGCGCCAAGCUCCUCAUCAUGGAGCAGUUCCCGGACACGGCCGGCUCCAUCAUCUCCUUCCACGUCGACUCCGACAUCAUCUCCCUCGACGGGAAAGAGCAGCUGCAGACCCAGGCGGAGCUCGGUGACGACGGGAAGCUCCACGUGACGGUGCGCAAGUCGACUAGCUCGCGCUCCGAGGCCUGCUCGCGGCGCUCCUUCGGCGGACUCAACUCCGGCGGCAUCUCCAUCACUCCGCGCCCUUCCAACCUCUCCAACGCGGAGAUUUACUCGCUGCAGUCGUCUCGCAACCCGACGCCGAGGGGCUCCAGCUUCAACCACGCCGACUUCUACUCGAUGGUCAGGAACAGCAACGGCGGAACGGCGAGCAGCUUGAGCCCGCGGCACUCCAACUUCGGCGGCGUGACAUUCGACGCGGAGACAGGGACCAGGACCAACGGCGCUGCCAUGGCGUACCCGACUCCACCCGCGACAGGAAUGUUCUCGCCGGUGAAGAAGGCGAAUGGUGUAGAAGGAGGUAAGGAUUUGCAUAUGUUCGUAUGGAGUUCGAGCGCGUCACCUGUCUCAGAAGGAGGGAUGCAUGUGUUCGGCGGGGCAGAGUUCCGGAAUGAGCAUGGCGUUGCUCUGCAAGAUGAUCACCGCCAGAAAGCCAAUCGUGAAGCCUAUGAUCUGUGUCGACGAGAUGACUUCAGUUUCAGCAACAAACCCAUUGGGCAGGGAAUUGAUCCCAUCAAGAAGGUCGGGCAGAACCUCACAAAUGCAGGUUCUAAUUCAACAGAGCUCCACUCGAAAACGGUGGUCGAUGAAGUCUCAAAGGCCUUGAUGCCGCCUGCGAGUGUGAUGACCAGACUUAUACUGAUCAUGGUCUGGCGAAAACUAAUCCGAAACCCCAACACCUACUCGAGCCUUCUUGGGCUCAUCUGGUCUCUUGUCUCCUUCAGGUGGGAAAUUGAAAUGCCUGCUAUCGUUGCAAAGUCGAUCUCGAUACUUUCUGAUGCAGGGCUUGGGAUGGCCAUGUUCAGUCUCGGUUUGUUUAUGGCAUUACAGCCGAGAAUUAUAGCUUGUGGCAAUUCUCUAGCUGCAUUCGCCAUGGCUGUCAGAUUCAUCACCGGCCCUGCUGUCAUGGCUGCAGCUUCUAUUGUAGUCGGGUUGCGAGGAGUCCUGUUACACGUUGCGAUCGUACAGGCAGCUCUUCCCCAAGGGAUUGUGCCAUUUGUGUUUGCAAAGGAGUAUAAUGUGCAUCCUGAUAUUUUAAGCACGGGGGUUAUAUUUGGGAUGCUGAUUGCUCUCCCCAUUACUUUAGUUUACUACAUUUUACUGGGGCUUUGAAGCUGAAAAGUUCCAAUGCGAUGCGAACAUCUCAGUUAGGAAGAUGUUUAGAUGUUUGUUGUAGUAUAAUGACAGAUAGACUACCAUGUAGAACUUAACUAGGUUUAAGAUACUGACACACAGUAGUCUUCGAGUCUUUAUAUUUCUUUUGUUUCAGUGUAAGGGGACUAUGCAUUUGAAGAAAGUUAUGUAGGCAGCUCCAUGUCGAUCUAAACUCAAUUUGUACAAUUGCUGACCAGCAACCAUCCAUGGCUAAGCAAAUUUCAGGAAUGCCUGCAAGUU
Zingiber officinale is the source of this 2409-nucleotide messenger RNA. Its product is annotated as probable auxin efflux carrier component 1b. The transcript is spliced from 6 exons. The record is from RefSeq and is a predicted model, not a curated record. NCBI's taxonomy places the organism in Eukaryota, Viridiplantae, Streptophyta, Magnoliopsida, Zingiberales, Zingiberaceae. Gene Ontology annotation, cellular component: endoplasmic reticulum; plasma membrane. Gene Ontology annotation, molecular function: auxin efflux transmembrane transporter activity. Gene Ontology annotation, biological process: auxin export across the plasma membrane; auxin polar transport. The coding region runs from base 334 to 2127 and encodes 597 amino acids.